CGUUGGAUAGGUUGAGCGCUCGUAUGUAAUUAAAGAAACUGCAUUCAGUGGGAAAAGGUACGAAUAGUGUUGUUUAGGUUGACGAUCGAACCGAAAGAAUUUAAGUGAAUUCUGUAAACGAAGGAAUCACCGAAUGAUAAUUGCUGUUCAUUGAUGGUUGUGUAGAAGUUUUUCUUGAUCGUGAUAAAAGCUUCAUACAUCAUCGCUGUUCAAGUGUAACUUUGUGUUAAGGCGUCAAAAUUGGAUGUUUCAUCCUACACAACAGUACACGAUGGAGCUUAGGGUUAGAGUAAUGUCCUUGGAAGAAACGCGCCGUACCCAGCGACCAUAUCGCUACGGGAUGAUGUUGCUAUGCGUUGGCGCCUUAGUGAAUUGGUUAGGCCUGGCAGAAAACUAUUCGGAGCCAGUGCGAUACGCCGGAGUUGCAUGUAUCUUAGCAGGAGCUUGUCUAAUAUGUACUGCAAUGUGUUGUUGGCUUCAUACCCCAGGUCGUUCAGGUGCAAAUGGUGAUGAGGUAAAUAUAUUCUUUUGUACUAUUUACAUUGCUAUAUACAAUUCUCCUUUACUACCAUCCCUGCAGAGUGACGAUCCUGUUCAUGUGAUUAGUACAACUGAAGAACGAAGACGUGAAAAACCCCCAGACUACGACACAGUUGCUGCGGCUCCACCAAGCUACGAUGACGCGAUUAAGUUAGAUCCAGCCGCUCUUUUACGCUUAUCCAUAGCAUCGGAUACUACUAUCAACAGUAAUUCGAAUGCCAAUAGUCUUCCUACAGAACAUCCCAGUUCAUCCCAAACAACACUGAACAAUGGUAGUAGUGUUGUAGAUGUUGCAAACAGUGAAGUUAGCCAAAUAGUAGAUAGUUCCAUGGCCUUUAUCGAUGAGAAAAUGUGUCCCGAGAAACCACCUCCUUACUUAGAGCAGCCGAUUAGUAGCACAGGCGACGAGCAAACGUCGCGUCCUGCAAACUAA
Molecule: messenger RNA, 973 nt
Organism: Anopheles moucheti
Lineage: Eukaryota; Metazoa; Arthropoda; Insecta; Diptera; Culicidae
Exons: 3
Coding region: 245-973 (242 amino acids)
Source: RefSeq, a predicted model, not a curated record